AUGGAGUCAUCAUUGAACAACGUGGCCCUGCGCCCAUGGCCGGCCCCAAAGAAGGAGGAGCUGACGCAGGAUGACCUGCUAUUCAAGAUCGAGCAGCUAGCGAGCGAACGCGGGCAUUUGCGCAACAUCACCGAACAGUCGCUACAGGAGGACAUUGACGCGGGCAAAGAUGUACCAGACGACGCUGCCGAGGGAGCCGAUAACGCGAAGAAGGAAAAGGAAGUGCCUUCCCGGCAGGAGCAGCUAGAGAAGGUGUUCAAAGCCGGGCAGGAGAUGUAUAGUCAUCUGGAAUGGGCCAAAUUCGCUGCUACCAACGCGCUCGAUCUCGUCUCCCUCAUCCUCUCCCAAGACCCAAACAAACGCGCCCUCAACUUCUUCAGUCCGACGUUUCGAGAGCAGGGCCUAAACCAGGGCAUACCACUCGGCUCUUUCGGCAUGAGCAAGGAGAACCACGAACAUCGCACUCGCAAGCCAGACGAGGUACAACGACUUCAAGAUCUCGCGUCCAAACAAGAAAUAGCUGCCCAGGGAGCACGCAUGGGGGCGCUCGACUCUUCGGUAGACGAGAUAUUGAAGGCUGCGAAACAUUUGGAGAAGGAGAUACGCCGAGAGACAAAGUACUGGCAUGAGAUAGUGUCCGUCUCCGACAAGGGGUGGCCCAUUCAGCGACUGCGCCAGAAUGUACGCCAUUCGCCCUUUGCCGUGCGUUAUGGACUUCCCGAAGCGAGUGGCCAUUUCAAAGCGCGUGGCUUCGCUCCUCUUCAGAUGGACAAGGACGGCAGCAUCAUUCUCGAUCCGAGUCUCGCGCUCAAACCGAAGACAUUCCGCGUGCGAAUCAGUGUCGACGGUAAGAUGACAGGCACAUCACAACUCCCUCUCGACGGCGAAAACUCCGCUCAGUCUCUGGAAAAGUCUAUACAACUUGCCCGUGAUUCAUUACUAGAGGAAGAGCUGUACUACGAAAUGAGUCUCGAAACUCGGCAACUGCGAGCCUACGGUGUCGAAUUUCGGGAUUCUGUCAUUCAGAUAGACGUGCCUAGCACGGGCAAUGCAUCGCAAGAUCGAAAGCUGCUCAUCGAUUGCAUACCCCGGGACGAUCCUAUAGCGAGCACCCAAGGGCAUGAGUACGAUUGGCUGGCUCGCAACAUCGCCGAGGCGCUCCGACUGCUCCUAGCGCACGAGCACAGCAUGCGUCUCUAUCGAAGAUCGCAGCUUCCACCUCCAUUGACAGGCCAAAAGCGGGAUAAGCCUCCUCCACCUUUGCUGCGUACGCUUCUUGCGGUAUCCAAUCACAUUGCAGGUGUCGACUCGCUUUACGUCUAUCUUGGUCUCGUCGCCAAAACACUGAACAACGCAGGCCUUGAUGCGAGUCUGGAGACCACACGUGAGACGUCUUGGGCGACCCUUUCGGAGAGUUUGAAGACGACGCCAAAGAAAGGCAUGUCCGCCACCGACCAGCUGCUUGAAAUCUUCAUGAAGCCUUUCGAUGGAAAAGCGACUUUGACCAUACCCACCCCGAAUGGCACACAGCCAGAGAGUCUGGUCGUCGUUACACGCACAAUCAUCGGUCAACCGACGUUUGGCACAGAGCACAAGCUGACCCUUCCAUCCACUCUGAGUUCCGAUCUUGGCUUGUUCCAGCAGCAUAAAUUUGCCACCGUCGAGGAGCUGAAGUCGUAUCUAGACUGGAUCCUGUCCCUACAUAUUGCGCAUAGACUUUUGAAGAGUGAGUAUGCCUCGCGCGCGCAGACGAGAACUCAGAAUCCACGGCUCUCGAUUCGUCAAAGCAAGGAAACCAAGAAAGGCACCAAGUCUACAAGAGACAUCAGAGUUGACUUCAACAAUGGAGAGCUAAAGGUAACUAUGCUGGCGGUUGACGCAACAUCGGAAGCAGAAGACGGUGAGCACUCGCAUACUUGGAGUGAGACAGGCGACAAUGCUUCUCUGAAAGAAGUCAUCAAAGAGUGGGUUGGUUAG
Molecule: messenger RNA, 1977 nt
Organism: Alternaria incomplexa
Lineage: Eukaryota; Fungi; Ascomycota; Dothideomycetes; Pleosporales; Pleosporaceae
Exons: 3
Coding region: 1-1977 (658 amino acids)
Biological process (GO): regulation of transcription by RNA polymerase II
Cellular component (GO): core mediator complex; mediator complex
Molecular function (GO): transcription coregulator activity
Source: RefSeq, a predicted model, not a curated record